Molecule: messenger RNA, 456 nt
Organism: Coccomyxa subellipsoidea C-169
Lineage: Eukaryota; Viridiplantae; Chlorophyta; Trebouxiophyceae; Coccomyxaceae
Product: LexA/Signal peptidase
Exons: 3
Cellular component (GO): membrane
Molecular function (GO): serine-type endopeptidase activity
Source: RefSeq, a predicted model, not a curated record
AUUGCAGAGCCUCGCUUUAUACCUUCACUCUCCAUGUACCCGACAUAUGACAUUGGAGAUCGAUUAGUCGCUGAGAAGGUUACUUAUGCAGCAGCAGAGCCAGACACCAACCCAGUCGUGAAGGCUGUUUUUGACAACGCGGCGUUCAAGGCCUUCAGAGCGUUUGUGGGAUUGGAUGACGAUGUCUUCAUCAAGCGCAUCGUGGCCGUGGCUGGUGACACAGUUGAGGUGAAGAAUGGGCAGCUUUUUGUGAAUGGGCAGCCGCGGUGUGAGAAGUACAUCUAUGAGAAGCCUCGCUACACGCUGAAGCCACAGACGGUGCCCGCGGACCACGUCUUUGUCAUGGGGGACAACCGGAACAACAGCUUUGACUCGCACAUCUGGGGCCCGCUGCCUCAGAAGAACAUUAUCGCGCGCGCUGUCUUCACCUACUGGCCUCUCAACCGCUUUGGCAGC